Acanthoscelides obtectus is the source of this 713-nucleotide messenger RNA. NCBI's taxonomy places the organism in Eukaryota, Metazoa, Arthropoda, Insecta, Coleoptera, Chrysomelidae. The record is from the annotation of a GenBank genome assembly.
CCUGUCGUCUCGAUGGUGUUAAUCCGACGCGACGCAUCUCGACGGCGGCGUCCCGGCGCCUGCCACGCUCGUUCUUCCACCUUCGACGCUCCAACACGUCGACUUUAUCAGUUAAGCCCGCGUUCUCUCCCUCUACCGACCGAUGCUAAUGCCUCUCUCGCGUCUAACUUGCGACCGAUUUUUUCUUCAUCAUUUUCGAACUGCACACGAAAUUCCGGUAUAAGAAAAAUUCUACCUGGAAAUUAGUUUAAAUUCGUGUACCGUAAAGUCGUGUUAAUGGUGGUGCUUAUGAGCAUGAUGUAGCUGAAACUGAUCUGAACACAAAUGAAAGGAUGUGUAUAAUAAUUGAACCUAAGGGACCAAGCAAACCUCCAAGGACAUCUCCACAGCAAGACCCCAUGGCAACGGUGGUAUCCACAUCAGAAACGCAGACAACGAUGCCAACGAAAGAGACCAAAGCAUCGCAAGAUCCCUCAGAUAUGGUCGAGUUUCCACAGACUAUCCUGUUCGUCUGGAUCGCAGCCAUCGCUUUGUUUUUCAACCGCUGGGGAAAAAUCAGGAUGCUUCUGCCCUACCAACCUGAUUACAAACAGGAACAGUUGAAGGUGCCAGGGACGGCCGCGUGUGCCGCUGCAGUCGCCCAAGGGGGCCCCUGCACUCAUGGCUCCAGGGACCACAUCUGCCAGCAGGUAUUUUAUACGGAAAACAAUUAG